This is a messenger RNA of Westerdykella ornata, 1107 nucleotides long. RefSeq lists its product as uncharacterized. Lineage: Eukaryota; Fungi; Ascomycota; Dothideomycetes; Pleosporales; Sporormiaceae. Bases 1 to 1107 code for a protein of 368 amino acids. The record is from RefSeq and is a predicted model, not a curated record. The transcript has 2 exons.
AUGGUGCGGUUAGCGUCUUUCAUUCCCAUCCUGGGAGCUGCGACAUUCAGCAAUGCUAUACCGACAGGCGAUCUCCCAUUAUCUGAGCCCGUGGCUGUUGAGCGCGUUUCCGUCGAUUACCGUCAAGCCAGCUACUGGAAGCCGCCGAUGAAGUCGAACAUCCAAUUCAUUCUCUCUGGCAUCCCCGACGUAGACGACGACUACAUCCGGCCACUGGCAGGCAUCUACGAGAUUGACAUGUUCUACACGCCCGCAGAGACAAUCAAAAAGAUGAACCAGUUGGGACAGAAAGUCAUCUGCUACUUCUCUGCAGCGACGGCUGAGAACUGGAGAGACGACUAUAAUCAGUUCAAGAAGCAGGAUCUUGGGAAGGAGUUGCCUGACUGGCCUGGAGAGAGAUAUCUCGAUAUCCGGAGAGCCAACGUCUUCGAAGUGAUCAAGAAGCGGAUCGACCUCGCCGCACAGAAGGGAUGCAAUGCGAUUGAACCAGACAACGUGGACGUCUACUCCAACGACAACGGCUUCACGCCCGAAAUCACCCCUGGCGACACGGUAGCCUACCUGCACAAAAUCUCCGCCUACGCCCGCAACAAGGGCAUGUCCGUCGGCAUCAAGAACUGCAUCGAGAUCCUCGGCGACAUCUUCCCCGACGUCGACUUCGCCAUCUCGGAAGAAUGCGUCCAGUGGCUCAACUGCACCGCCUAUGCCAACUUCACCACCGCGCCGCGCGCGGGCCUCGAGGGCAAGCCCGUCUUCGAGGUCGAGUACGUCAACUACACGUACACCGGCGGUUGGAGUGAUCAGGGUGUGGCGCUGAAUCCGAGCAAGUUCCGCCUCACUAAUGUGAAUUUCCCCGGUUUGAAGGACGAGAAGUUGAGGCGGAAGUUGUGCAAUUUGGAUGAGGAGGGGGCGAGCUUGGAGAAGCCGUUUUUGAAGAUCAAUUCGAUUAUCAAGACGUUGGAGUUGGAUGGGUUUGUUAUGUUUUGUGAUGGGAGCGCGGAGAUUACCAAGACGAAGAGCGUUGAUCGGGCGAUGGCGGGGAAGAGUGGGAUUGUAAGGAGGAGUUGGGCGAGGGAGAGGAUGUGGAGGAGGAUGGGCGGGAGAUGA